UUGUGUGCGACAACCGGUGAAGGAGGGCCUUGGGUUAGGUACUCCUACUGCUGCUCCUGACCUGUCAAUAGAUUGGCGCGCAUAGCCACACUAGGGCUUUUCUGCUCGGAUGCACGACCUCGUUUUUGACCGAAUCUGGGCUGUCGUUGCGGGCAGAUACGUCCAGAUAGGGAAGGCCUAGUGUGGCUACGGAUUGCAGGAAGGGGGAGAUAUGGAGGAUGGGAAAGGAGGAGGAGGAGGAGGUUCUGGUGGAGGUGCUACUGCAGUUGCACUCCCACCCCCAUCGACAGCGACAGCAGCAGGAGGAGGAGGAGGACGAGGAGGAGGAGGAGGAGGAGGAGGAGGAGGGGGAGGAGAAGGGGGAGCGGAGGUACAUGAAGCCUGGGUAAGCAAUAUUGACGUGUUCCUUCGUGUUCGGCCGCCUAGUGGACGUGUGGCACCCAUGGAAAUUAUCAAUAAUGGGGAUGGAGACGGUCGAGUUAUCUUCACGAUACCCCGAGAUAUGGCCAUGGGCUACGUAAACAAUCAACGAGAAAAAUUUGAAUUCCGGUUCAAGGAGGUCCUGGACGUGGAUGCAAAGCAGGAUGUAGUGUUUGAUCGAGCGGCGCGAAAGGUUGUCCAAGGAGCUCUUGACGGAUUCAACGGCACAAUAUUUGCAUAUGGCCAGACAGGGUCCGGAAAAACAUUCACAAUGACAGGGGGAGCCGAGAGGUAUGUGGAUAGGGGUAUAAUUCCAAGGGCCCUUUCGCAUCUGUUCACUGACAUCAGCAACCGGAGCGACACUACGUAUGCGAUAUAUUUCUCCUACCUCGAAAUUUACAAUGAGACGGGCUAUGACCUCCUGGAUCCAAACCAUGAGACAAAGUCGCUGGAGGAUCUUCCUCGGGUUAUUUUGAUGGAGGAUGAAGAAAACAGGAUCCAUCUCCGCAACAUGUCAGCGCAUCUUGCCACUAAUGAAGAAGAAGCUCUCAACCUUUUGUUCCUUGGGGACACCAACCGUAUGAUUAGUGCAACGCCAAUGAACAUGGCAAGCAGUCGAUCACAUUGCAUAUUCACAGCAUCAAUUGAGGCAAGGAAAAACGGUGCAGAUACGGUCCGCAGAUCCAAGCUUCAUCUGGUCGAUCUUGCAGGAUCUGAGCGAGUCAGCAAGACCAACGUUGAGGGGCAGAUCUUGAAGGAGGCCAAGUACAUUAAUCUUUCACUCCAUUUCCUCGAGCAAGUCAUAAUUGCAUUGCAAGAGCGAAGCCAGGGCAAGCCUCGUCAGCAUAUUCCAUACAGGAACUCUAUGAUGACGUCAGUGCUCCGGGACAGCCUUGGGGGAAACUGUCAGACGGUGAUGAUUGCAAAUGUGAAUGCAUCGCUGGACCAGUUAGAAGAAACCAUCUCCACUUGUCGUUUUGCACAGAGGGUGGCCAUGGUGUCAAAUCAGGUCAGAGUCAACGAGGAGCUUGAUCCUAUGCACGUGAUCAGGAGGCUGAAGCAAGAAGUGAGGGAUCUCAAGGCAGAGCUUAAGCUGCUGCGAGGGGAAUCUGAGGACAGAGGUCCACUCACAGAAAGCGAGGUGGAAGCCCUCCAGAAGAAUGUGCAGGAUUACCUGGAUGACACAUCAGCAGAGGCCACAAUAAACUUUGGCGGAAGCAUGCUACAACUCAAGGCAGUAUUUUCAAUAUUCAAGCGAUUGAUCAAGGAGAAAGGAGGUGGAUACAACCAAGAAGAGGGGACGGGGAUAGAUGGAUUUGAUGCAGCGCAACUGAAAGGAAGUGCCAAAAAAGAUCUCCUAGAUGAGAUCGGAAGGCUUCGGCUACUGGUGAAGCAGCGUGAUAAUGAAAUCAACAUCCUUGUCCCUAUGGUUCGGAAGAAUGGGUCCCAAGGAAGAGGGGAAGUUGAUUCUUUCUGCCAAACAGGUUCUGGAAUUGAUGCAAUCUCGUCUGCUUUUUCUGGAUCGGUUCCAGCUGCAUCAGCAAAUGCAACGUGUACGGGAGAGGGGGACCCUGCUGCAGAAGCUCAGGUGGUGGAGCAAGAAAAGUCAUCAUCUCCUGGAGAAGCACGUGAUGAACAUGAGGAAGCCAUGAAUGCUGGCCGCCAGGUCCAUGACAGCACUCAGAGGGGGGAUACGGAUGAGGACAUGAUGAUGGCCACGUCUUCUCUCGACCUAGUGGCUGACCGGAACAAGGCCUUUGAGAUGUUUCGGAAAAACUAUCCAAAAAAUGAGAUCAUAGAAGAAAAUAAAGCAGCACUGAAAGCGAAGUAUUCCGAGGCAAAGCAGCUUGGAGAGGAAGUAAACGCAUCGCGCGAGGAAAUCAACUCGAUUAAGCGGAUAAUUGAGAAACGGAGAGUGGAAAGAGCUGUGCAAGGAGUUGCUGAUGGCGAGGACCCAACGGCCAUUCCCACCGAUCCAGAAGAAGAAGCUCUGAAAAUGAAGCUAGGAGUAGAAAAGUCUGCGUACAAAGGAAAGUUCAAUCAGCUCCGAAACCUGAAGCACGAGAUCGAGCAUCUUCAGAUGAUACUGGAACAGAGCAGGAUCCGGCUUCAGUUAUCCGGCUUUUCGAUCGAUGGUGGCAAAGAAGAAGUUGGAACAGGAAAUUAUGAUGGUACUCGUGAAACAGGUUGGAUUCUGCCAGUAGCCAAGCAUGCGUACAUCGGCGCCCUGUUCCUGAACUCAAAGGGCGGAUGCCAGACCUGGUUGAGCCACCUGGCAACCUCCCACGGCGUCGACGUACCAGACUUGAAGGACGUAAUCACAUGGGAGGAACUGACACGGCUGUGGAAGAAGCGGUUCAUCGUCGACGACGCGCCGACAGUCGCCAUCAACCGUUUGUUCACCAUGUCACAGGGCAACACAGCAACACGGGACUGGCUCACGGAGUGGCAGAAGAUUGCGGCUGUGCCCAAUCUGAACCUACCAUUCGAGCAUCUACGCCGUGAGUUCUACAACAGGUCUUGUGCGGCAUUGAGCCAGGCUCUUGGUGAUCGCGAGCAGUACUCAACCUUCGCGGAGAUUAGUGACAAAGCGAGGGAGAUCAUCAAGACCAACAGGUCAGCUGCACACGAGAAAUCAACAUCAUGGCAGCCGACCUAUGUGGAGAAGGUACGAAUUGGUCCGCGACAGCAGCACUUCGCUGCARUCCAGCAGGACAGUGGAGAUAACCCAGCAACCACUCCAGUAUCAAGUGACGGAGAUCAGGUGGCCGCUGUCCAGCCGCGAAGCACCAACAAGUCCCGCAACAAUGGGAAGGCGAAAUCCGCAUCGCAGGCCGGAAUUGGUCAAGACUUGAUGAGCUCGAUCCUACUAGCUCCGUUGAUGGACGCCGGAGCAGAGGUUGUCGAGCUUCACGCUUUCAUCGCGAAGAUCGACCGCGAGUUCAAGACGCAACGGUACGACGACAUCGACGCACCAUUGCUAUACAUACGCAUUCAGAUCGGAGAGGCGACCUGCAGUGCCUUGAUCGAUUGCGGAGCAUCUCGCAACUACAUCAGCCAGGAUUUCAUGGUACGCGCCGGCCUUGGCCCACGGAGUAAAUGGGUUGAGCUGCGAGGGGAGCAAGAAGUCAGCGGGCAAGCGAGGAGGGUAGCCAUGGUCGAGGUAGAAAGGAGACAUGCCAGUGGAGGGGCAGACAACGUUGUUGAAGACGAUAUCGGCAGCGGAGAGGAUCUGGUCCCAGUCGUGUUGAUGGGAAAGACAAUACUUCCGGAGGAUGCGUUGGAGAGUAUCGUUCAUCUUCUCUGUCUGGCCAUCAGUCUGGGGGUGAAAGGCGGUGUUGUACUUGAAGGUGGUCCCGUAUUCCUUGAAGAGAUUUCUCCAAAACUGCGAGAGGAAUCUGGAGUCACAAUCGCUGAUGAUGUUUUCUGGGACACCAUGAUGACGGGUGACGUGGCCGAAGAAGAGUUUGGCGAAGUCGUUGGCUUGGCAAGUGGUGGUACAAGGGAUGAAAUGGGCGGGCUUGGAGCGAGGGCCAAUAGAGGUAAUGGGAAAUAUUGUCAAAGGGUUUUGGAAACCAAGGUGUCCGGCAGUCUUGGCGCCGUGGUGUUAAGCCAAGAACUGGGUACGGAGACCACGGACGGAAGAAAUGCGAAGGCGGCGAGUUCCUUUGGUGUCGAUGUAGAGGAGAUGGUCGAUGAGGAAGUAGUCAGGGACAGUGUCAAGGUCGCCGAGUUUGGUGUAGGUAGGGGCGAAGUCGGGGCAGGAGGUGUAGCCAUGGAUGAAGCGAUGUUGGAGAGAUUGGGGGAGGUUGACAUGCGUCAUGGCAGCAAAGACUUUCUCAGGGGGCUUAUGAUCGGGUCGGCGAGAGAGGGCAUCGGCAACAAGAUUGCUCUUGCCGAGAGUAUGGCAAAUGGUGAAGGUAAACAGGGCGAGAAAGUCCAGCUAGUGGGUCUGACGAGGGGUGAUAUCCUUUUUGGUGAGGAUACAGGAGACGACGGUGUUGUUGAUGUAAAUGGUAAACUACUGGCUGUCGAGAGUGACUUUGAGCAGUGGUUCAAGAUGAUACUGCAUCAGCCCCAGGUCAUGACAUCACAAUAUCAUAAAAAAGACGGAGGGACAGAGACUCGAUCCAUGAGCACGAGGGUCAUGCUGUCAGACAGCUCCCACACUGGCAAUCUCCACUCCGUUGAUGCAGCUCGCUGCAGUCCACUGGAACAUAGUCCUCGAUCCUCUGUGCAGGCUGCAAAGACAGGGUACGGUGCCGGUGGAGGGAUCGAGCGACAGCGUGCUCAACUCCACCCAUGUGACGCCGAGUUAAUCAGCAGGCAUUUUGAUUCGAGCACCAGGGAUCGUGGCAGCUAUGGGACACCUCCUCUCAGUGCAGGGAUGGUUACCUCAGAGAGAAGUACCAAUGAUGUUCGUGAUUCUGCCACCAAGAAUCACACAGCACAACAAGGUGGCAGCAACAUUGCUUCUUCCCCAGAGAUCCUUUCGACAAAAAGGUCUGGAGAGAAUGUAGGUGGCAGUGGGCACAGCAAAUCCAAAACUAGAGCACGUCCAACAUCAGCUGCACGAGCGAGGAACCAGAUAUCAGCAGACAAUGAUGCAGCAAUUGGAUGCGCUUCCCCAAAACCAUCUGACCCACUGAACGGUGCAGUUGACAGUCAGAGGACCAGUACGCGAGAGCAGAGCAAGAACAGGCGGCCGACAUAUGAUCCCUGUAAGCUGGGAACCACAGUGCAAUCAACCAAUGUCAGUCCUAUAUCUGAUGGCGGUAGCGGUAUUCGUAACAGGCAUCUUGGCGGCGAGCCAGAUGGACAUCAGAUUCUAUCUGUGAAGCAUUCCUCCUACAGUCCUGAUGUAGGAGGGAGGUUUCCGGUCCCACAUUUCCCAACUACGGCACAACUGACUAGUGCCGGCCAGAAUCCCAUGAUAUCGGUGGUGGAGAUUGCACAGGGAAAGAAAGACCAGCAGUAUGACAGAGACAUUCAUCAUUCCGUUCGGCAACAAAGACCACCUUCUGGAGGUGUGUAUUGCACAAACAAUAGUAAAGCAGAGCAAGUAGAUGAGCGACAGAGGAGCCUGAGGAUACGGGCGAACAAAAGGGACCACUUGUCGAAUCUCCAAGAUCCGCUUCCACUAGCCCGCUCGGCAUGGAUGGAGACUCCACCCAAUGAGAAUGUUGUAGGAAAGAAUAGCUCUGGGGAAAUGCCAUGUCCCAGAAAUGCAGCCUUUCGCGAUUCGAGUAAUCUGAUCGAGACAAGGACACCUGUGAAUGAAGUGCCAACAUCUGAAACCUUCUCGACUCCUCGGCGGGUGAGGAUAUCGCCAUCGGUAGUCACUCAUGGAGGGGAGACAGGCCAAGAAAGGAGAGAGAAUGAGGCUCCCAUUUCCAUAACUGGAAACCCCAUGGCAGAUGCUGACAUCAUAGCCUUCUAUAAAGCCCGAGAGAAGCUAAGGCAGACAAGAAUCAAUGCGGCACAAUUGCGGAUGAUAUAGGUAGGCUUCACCACUAUUGGACAAAUGUAGUGAUGGACACAAGUAGUUCUUGCUGGCUGUAUUGGGACGCACCGCUGUUGCUGCUCAGAAACAAUUUUGCGUUCAUGCCGUUGGGCCUCAGCAAUCGUUGUCGUUGAUGAAUGUAUGGUGGGGCACAGUUAUUGCGAUGGUCCUCACCUACUUGUAGGUCAAGUAGAGAUGAGCAGCAACGGUACCAUGAUUGCUGUGUCCCUUCAUUUCUGCUCUGGAUAACCAGUAUUAGAGUCAUAAGAUGUCCACAAAGCACGAGUUGGGAGGCUUUUUGAGUGUCUACUGUCUGGCUUAUUCAUAGAGGAAUUUUCAGACCAAUAAAUGAACGAAAGUUGCUGAG
Molecule: messenger RNA, 6290 nt
Organism: Chara braunii
Lineage: Eukaryota; Viridiplantae; Streptophyta; Charophyceae; Charales; Characeae
Source: the annotation of a GenBank genome assembly